UCCAUCAGCCGCGGUGCCCGUCUAUCCAUGGCAACGGAAAACUAUCGAUCAAUCAGGAACGGAAACGUCGAUCCAAAAAUUGCACAAAAAGGCAGAACACGUUAUUCGUAGCCAUGUCUUACCUGUGCCUUGGUCCGAUGAGUGCUGGCAAAACGCUCCUGCUGACCUGCCUACAGAAACCGGACUCGGUGAACUUUACCUCCCAUUCCGUUCCGAGCGUGGGCACGAACCUGUACACCAUCAAGAUACCGCCGAUCGUUAUCGACGAGAAGGAUGUGAACCAGAAGAUUCCUCCACCGGGAAAGCGCAAAGAGUUGGUGCAGGUGCGUGAAGUCGGCGGAUGUUUGGCGCCCAUCUGGCGCGACUAUUUGCUCAAUCCAGUGGAUAAGCUUAUCUAUGUGGUGGAUACUUCGAAUCUGUGUCAAAUAUCGGCCGCAGGUGUGCUGCUGUACUCCAUGCUAGCGGAACCGCGGUUGAAAAAGACGAAAUUUCUGCUCGUCCUUUCGAAGAUGGAUCUUGCCUAUCGUCAGAUGCGUAACGAGGCGCUGCUCAUGCUGCAGAUGGAAAAGUUUCAAAAGCAGAUACCGCAGCACAUAACGAUCGUGCAGUUCAGUGCCAUUACGAAGGAAGGCAUCGACGAGGUGUACGACUGGUUGGCAAUGAAUUGAACUGGCUGCUUAUUGAAUCGAUGCAUAGAUCACAAUAAAUUUCUAUUUACGUUUUA
Anopheles gambiae (African malaria mosquito) is the source of this 724-nucleotide messenger RNA. RefSeq names its product ADP-ribosylation factor-like protein 16. Bases 114 to 668 code for a protein of 184 amino acids. Gene Ontology annotation, molecular function: GTPase activity; GTP binding. The record is from RefSeq and is a predicted model, not a curated record. The transcript is spliced from 2 exons. NCBI's taxonomy places the organism in Eukaryota, Metazoa, Arthropoda, Insecta, Diptera, Culicidae.